UCAAAAGAAGUAAAACACUUUUCAAAGGCAUCUUUCAUUUAAUUUCUUCAUUCCACGAAACAAAUUAAGUAAAAGAGUAGUAACCUUCAAUUCUCUCUAAACUCUAAUUUGCAAAAUUUUGUUGUACUAUACUCAACUCAUGGCAGUCCUUUCACUCCCACCUUCUGAAACAACACCACCACCUAAAGUCAAGCGUAGAAGAAAACAUCAAAUUAAUCCUCCUCCUAAACUCAUCAAACAACAACAACAAAACACUACUUCAUCAACAUCAUGGGACCAAAUCAAGAAUCUUUUAAAAUGUAAACAAAUGGAUGUUUCGGGUCAUAAUCAAAAAAUCCAACAAGCAAAUAAUAAUGGGUAUUCAAAGUUGAUGAGUAUUAAUUCUUGUAGUUCCAUUUGUAGUUUUAAAGCAGAUGUUGCUGCUAAUUCUACUACUAAUAAUAAGAGUACUAGGGUGGUUCAUAGGGCUGAUGAUAACUCGCCGGAAAGUAGUACUGGCGGUGGUGGUCAAGAUUCCGGCAGUCAUGCUCUUAGAAGGAAGAAACAUAGUAGUAUUAUUGCUAGUAGUACUAAUAAUAAUAAUAAUGGUGUAUCUUCUACUACUUCUUCUUCAAGUAAUUCUACUAAUAGGUCCAUGAGUAGUAGUUCAGUAGUGAGAUCCAACGGUCAUGGGAGUUACACGUCAUCAUCUAGAGGCAUGCAAUUUAGGAAGCUUUCUGGUUGCUAUGAAUGUCAUGCCAUUGUUGAUCCUGCUAGGCAUGCAAUUCCAAGAAGUACAAUUUGUUUAUGUUCAGAAUGUGGAGAAGUGUUCCCCAAAAAGGAAAGCUUAGAGCAUCAUCAAGCUGUUAAACAUGCCGUAUCUGAGCUGGGAGUCGAGGAUUCGGGUCGAAACAUAGUAGAAAUAAUAUUCAAGUCCAGCUGGCAAAACAGGAACCAUCCGAUCUUCACAAUUGACCGAAUCUUAAAAGUCAACAACACACGUCGAACAAUCCAACGGUUUGAAGAUUGUCGUGACACCAUCAAGCUCCGCGCCACCGUGACCGCCACAGCUUCUCGUUGCGCCGCCGACGGAAACGAGCUUCUACGCUUCCAUUGUACCACACUCGGUUGCUCACUCGGCUUAAACGGCUCAUCCAGCUUAUGCGGCUCGUUCCCAGGCUGCGGCGUGUGCACCAUAAUCCGUCACGGGUUUCAAAGCCCAAAGUCGGGUGAAGGUGGCGGCCGGAAAGGUGUGUGCACCACCGCAAGUAGUGGAAGAGCACAUGACUGUCACGUGGGUGGGGCGCGUGGGGUAAGAGCAAUGCUUGUAUGUCGAGUGAUAGCGGGGAAAGUGAAGCGCGUGGCGUCAAAUGCGGUGGUAGAUGAAGAUGGGCCGUACGAUUCGAUGGCCGGGUUACCCGGGUCAUACUCGAAUAUUGAGGAGUUGUAUGUUUACAACCCGCGAGCCAUACUUCCUUGUUUUGUUGUUAUUUACAAGGCAAUGGAAAGCUGAUGUCAUAUUAUUAUUUUUUUAAUUAACGGUUUCUUUUUUUUUUACUGAUUAGUUUAUUGUAGCUAGACUUGUUAAUGAGUUUUAAUUUACUUAAUCUUUGUACUACUUUUUUUGUAAAUAAUAAAAUCAGUGAUCAUGAGUUUGUA
Messenger RNA from Erigeron canadensis, 1638 nucleotides. RefSeq lists its product as uncharacterized. The coding region runs from base 140 to 1492 and encodes 450 amino acids. The record is from RefSeq and is a predicted model, not a curated record. The transcript has 3 exons. NCBI's taxonomy places the organism in Eukaryota, Viridiplantae, Streptophyta, Magnoliopsida, Asterales, Asteraceae.